AUCUUCCACUUUCCUCUUUGUUAAACCCCAGUUGACUUCCACCUUCCCCCUAUAUAUACCAAUCCCUAUCCUCCCUCCCCCCAUCAAAUUCCAAACCACCAAAACAUUUCUCUCUUUUUUUCUCAACUUAUUUGAGUUACAACUUUUAUUUGGUUCGUGUCAAGUUCGAUUCUUAUUUUUCGAGGUUUAAACCUUUUGGUCACUUACCGAGAAAACUAAACUAAAAAAGUAAUGGGUAAUUACGCAUCUUGUGCAUUGUCAACAAUCGGCAAACAUAAAUCAGCGAAAGUAAUCAUGCCAUCAGGAGAAGUGAAGCAAUUUCAGCAACCCAUGAAAGCGGCGGAACUUAUGCUUGAGAUCCCGGGAUAUUUCCUCGUUAAUUCCAAAGCUUUAAAAAUUGGAAGGAAAUUUUCAGCUCUUAAUGCAGAUGAAGAUCUAGAGAUCGGGAACGUUUACGUCAUGUUUGGGAUGAAGAGGGUGAAUUCCCUUAUUACAGCUGCUGAUAUGGGGGCUCUUUUCCUUGUUGCCAAACGCGGCUCUAUCGGUGGCAACAAGGUUAGAGUAGUUCCAUCAUGGUCCGUCGAGAGUGAUUCACCACCGCCGCAUGCGGAGGAGGAGGAGGAGGCGCUUGAUGACAUGAAGGUCAUGGUUGAGGAGUUGUUGUCGGAGUUUCAACAUAGGAGGUCUAUUUGCCGGUCUAAGAAACCGGUUCUUGAAACUAUUGUGGAAGAACCUGUUAGUAUUUUCUCACGGUGAACCGGAAGUAUUAUUAUUUAACUAGGAAAAAAACAAAAAACAAAAAAAAAAAAUAGAAAAUUGGCUUUUUGGGAAUGAAUUUGGAAGCUCUCUUGCUGGUUUUUAGAUGGAGGGAGAGGGAUUGAAUUCAUGACUAUUGGGGGAUAAAAAAAAAAAAAAAGGGUGUCUCAUUAUUUAUUACUCGAUCUCUUCGGAUUUAACGGUAAAUAUUAUUUCCGGAUAGAGGGAGUAGAUUUUUAAGGGUGAGAAAAGACGUGCGUGAUGAAAUCAUGUACUCGUACGUAUUAUUCUUUUGAUUUGUGAUCAAUGGGGGGUAUUUUUUUGUGACUUGAGGGGUGAUUAAAUCACCAAAUCAAGUUAUUGUAACCCUUUAUUGGCAAGGAAAAAGAUACUAUUAUGUAAAUUUUCAGAAUAUAUAUUACUUUAUUAUGUUAAUUUGAUUGUA
Molecule: messenger RNA, 1201 nt
Organism: Spinacia oleracea (spinach)
Lineage: Eukaryota; Viridiplantae; Streptophyta; Magnoliopsida; Caryophyllales; Amaranthaceae
Exons: 1
Coding region: 232-756 (174 amino acids)
Source: RefSeq, a predicted model, not a curated record